Molecule: messenger RNA, 444 nt
Organism: Cercopithifilaria johnstoni
Lineage: Eukaryota; Metazoa; Nematoda; Chromadorea; Rhabditida; Onchocercidae
Source: the annotation of a GenBank genome assembly
AUGAGUCGUUUGGAAUAUACAGAAUUAUCGAGCCGUUCUGAGCAAUCAGGAAUUUCGGCUAUGUCUACGGAUAUGUAUGGUGGAAUAAGGAUUCAAAAGACGACAGCAGGUGCAUGUCGAAAAUGUGGUUAUUCCGGGCAUCUUCCAUUUCAAUGUUACAAUUUUCUGCAACCUAGCGAAGGAAACUAUGCAGAUAUUUCUUCUACAAGUUCAGAAUCCGAUUACGAGACGCCACUUACUGCCAAAGAAAAUAAACGAAAGAUGAAACGAAAAAGUAAGAAAUAUCAUCACGAAUAUCAUAAAAAAUGGAAAAGAAGCCACAACAGUUCGACAAAGCGUGAGAUCAAAAAGAAGAAAAGGGAGAAGUACCUUGAGUCAUCACCCGUGCGACCGUCAAAUUUAAAAACGAAAACCAAAACUAAACGCAUUUACAAGAGUUCAUAA